Molecule: messenger RNA, 639 nt
Organism: Penicillium concentricum
Lineage: Eukaryota; Fungi; Ascomycota; Eurotiomycetes; Eurotiales; Aspergillaceae
Exons: 3
Source: RefSeq, a predicted model, not a curated record
AGUGCGAAAGUGUCCAAUCUCGAAGAACUUGCCAAAUCAGAUGAGUUUGGCAAUGUUAAGGCUAGCUUAGAGAAUGCAGCAUUUAGAGGGGUUCUCAAGAUGUUCGAACUUCUCCAAAAAAGCGGAUUCGGACUUCGGAAUAAAGCCUAUCGGGGGUUGGGGUUUGCGAUAGGCAAGGGUCAUUACGAUGUGGUCAAGCAUAUCCUAGACGGAGAAAUUGCCGAAGCAGAUAUCGUGCCCGCGGUCAACGUUGGCCUGAAGUUUGCAGCAGAUAGAGAUGAUCUCAAUAUUUUUGAAUUCCUCGCGGAAUACGGAUUCAGGGUCGGGGAUAGAUACGAGGAAGCAAGGGCCAUUGCAAUAUGGUCAAACGGAGUACUUGCUGAAGCAGACGCGGUUUCUGAGGUGAAGAGUGGCCUGGAGGGUGCAGCAACCAGGGGUGUACUCGAGAUGUUUGAACUUCUCGAAGAAUACGGAUUCGAGGUCAGGAGAACCGGAUAUCUCGUCUCAGCAGCUGAAAGCUACUGUUCUCCAUUGGUCAAGUUUAUGAUGGAUCACGACAAGGUUGAUAUCAAUGGCACAGACAGGCACUGGACGUUCAAUGACGCCUCUUCAUUUCGCAGCAGAGCAUGGCAAUAUUGA